This is a messenger RNA of Closterium sp. NIES-65, 723 nucleotides long. The record is from the annotation of a GenBank genome assembly. NCBI's taxonomy places the organism in Eukaryota, Viridiplantae, Streptophyta, Zygnematophyceae, Desmidiales, Closteriaceae.
AUGCGGUUCGAUUUUGGGGGCCGGCCAAAUUCCUCGAUGCGGCCCUUUGCCGUGGCGUCAGCAGUCGUUGCCCCUCCCGCUGUAUCGGCACCGGCUCCGGCGCCUGCGGGGAUGUCGCCCCCUCCCGAUCCUGUGUCUGCGCCGUCGCCUGUGCCUCCUGCUGACCUGGCCCCUGCGCCUGUUGUGGCGCCACCCCCUGCUGUGGCGUCGUCGUCCGCGCCUGCUGUGGUGACAGCUCCUGCUCCUGAGGUGGCGCACCUUGGAGCACGCGGUGUGGCGUCUGCUCUUGCGCCUGCUGCGGCGACUGCACCGGUGCCGGCAGCCGCGUCUGCUCCUGCGCCUGCCGCGGUGCCUGCUCUGGCGCAACCUCCUGCGCCCGCUGCUGCGGCUUCGUAUGCGGCUGCUGUGGCGGCCUCCGUGCCGCCACAGGCUGCGCCAGCCGGGGCGCCUUCUGCUGUAGCUGCUGACCCGUCUUACCAGCCGCCUCCAGCCACCAGCGCCGUCCUGAACCAGGCGGGGGAUGCCGUUUCGCCGUCGGCUCCUGCGUCAUCCCCUGCUGCCCGGCCGGCUCAGCGUCAUCCGUCCCCACAUCGCCGUCCCUCUCGACCUCACUCACCAUUGCCGCGAGAUGAGCGGGAGUCGUCGCGACGCCGUCGUGAUUCUCCUCGGCGUCGCCAUUCGCAGGCGGACUGGCCUGCCCACCGUGGAGGCCGCGGUGGCUAG